Annulohypoxylon maeteangense is the source of this 3070-nucleotide messenger RNA. Its product is annotated as Muniscin C-terminal mu homology domain-containing protein. The record is from RefSeq and is a predicted model, not a curated record. Gene Ontology annotation, biological process: septin cytoskeleton organization. NCBI's taxonomy places the organism in Eukaryota, Fungi, Ascomycota, Sordariomycetes, Xylariales, Hypoxylaceae. Bases 318 to 2894 code for a protein of 858 amino acids. The transcript is spliced from 5 exons. Gene Ontology annotation, cellular component: endocytic vesicle; plasma membrane; cell division site.
ACAACAGCUACCUCUUUUUACGGCUCUCAGCUUUCAAUCUCCAACAUUGAACUCUCAAGCUACCCACCUUACCUAACCGACUAUCUUAAUUCUAUUUUAAUACCAAAUACAAUUUUGUAUCAUCACCAACACCAUCAUCGUCGCCUUCAUCGUCAAUUGCAUUUUCUUUAGCAAUUAUUCUCCCAAUGUCCUCUUAAUUCCCUUUCCUUUCGCUCCUCUCUUUCAUCCCGUAUUCUCCGUAUUUAUAUGUCUCCCUAUCGCCCCUCUUCCGUAUUUUCUCAUCGUCGCCUGUAUGAUCGCGCCCGUCCUUAAUCGCAAUGGAAGAUCUCCAAAGAGCUGAAUACCCGGCUAUGCUGGCAAACCUUCAUCCUAACCAAGCCGUACACUCUCUAAACGACCGAGUCAAGCGCAUAUCUAAGGUCAAUACCGAGAUCGCCGAUUGGUUGCAGGAGCGUCGAAAAGUAGAGGAACAGUAUGUCCUAGCAUUAAAGAGGUUGACCCAAUUCCGGGUUCCUAAUGCGCAGUCCGAACUCGGAACUUUCCAGUCACAAUGGGACAAGAUCCUUCAGUCCGCCGAUGCCGUUGCCAUGUCGCAUCACAUUUUCGCCACUAAGAUCGAAAAAGAUGUAGAAGCGCCCUUACGAACAUUCGGCCAAAAGAAAGAAAUGCUCAACAUCCAGACCAUCCAAAGCAACCUCCAAAAUAUGGCUAGGGAACUAGAGGAUGCCCAAGAACGGUCUGAGAAAUUGAGUAAGAAGGGCGGCAAAGCUAGCGCUCAGAAGGUAGACCUAGCAGCUGGGAAGCUAGACUCGGCGACUCAGCAAUGGGAAUCACAAGCGCCAUUUAUUUUCGAAUCUCUACAAGCCGUCGACGAAAGCCGAAUGAACCAGCUACGUGACUGUCUUACCCAGUACGGAACCUACGAAGGGGAACUGGCGCAAAGUCACCAAGCUGAAGCCGAGACUGUGUUGAACAGUUUGCUAGACUACAACACCGCCAACGAGAUCCAACACUUCGUUACGAAGACCACUGCCGGCCGACCAAAGAUAGAGAAGCGAGCGACUUCGUCGCGACAAAACUCUGGUUUUACUGGCCCGACUUCAUCACUAGCACCUCCUAGUAUCCAUCCAUCUGCAGAUGAUCGUAGUGACCAUUCUGUCUCUAAGGAAGGACCAUCAGAAAAUAAGCUACGUAGUCGAAUUGGUACUAUGCUUGGCCGAAGACGACAGAGCAUACAUGGCGGUUUUGGACCGCUCUCACCUGCAAAGGGUCCCUUUGGAAGAAACAUAAAGAGCGCGCAUGGUAUAUCGCCAAGAGCUUCUUCGAGCAAUCUUGGCGACUCAACGAACCGGUUAGGAUCGCUGGUGGAAGACCCGGAUACGAUUGACACGCCCUCGAGGGCCUCGCGAGCGUCCGAAGCAAGGGAGAAGUCUAUCAAUGACGGUACGAACGGUAUGGGCCGCGAUGGCCCUACGGAUGUAGUACCACCAGGAACGGCAACAUCGACUACGUCUCACGUGAAUGGUACAUCACUUGCUGAUAUUGCCGACGUCCCUCCUCCUCCGGGACCUCCGCCAUCCCAGAAGGAACCGGAGAAAGACUCUGAGGGUUUUAGCGUGCCAGCCCCCGCGAACGAUCCGAUCUCUCAGGCCCAGAGAGAAGCAGCUGCGCAAGAAGCCGAACAACUAUUCAGACUCAACAUUCAAAAAGAACCCGUGGCUGAAGAGGACCCGGAGGAAAAGAAGGCCGCGCUUUCCAACGUUGCGAAUAGUCUCUCGGCUAUGGGAGCACCGGCUCGUAGAAUGGGCACGGUCAGAGGUCGAAGAGACGUGCGAAACACUAUCUAUGUUCCUGCCCCAGUCUCUGAGGGCUCUAUGGCCGAAACUCCAAUUCCUUUUGCUCCUACGCUACAGACCAUAUCAUCCAAGCCCGCUGGGGUCGCUACUCUUGCUUCUGAAGCUAGCAUUGCAGGCACUUCGGACACGCAGUCAAUCCGAUCUGGUAAUUCGCUAAGCAGCAUUGUUCACGUUAAGCAUCCUGACAUGCACGAACCUGGCCUUAACUCUUCUAUCAUGGAGACGGUUUCAGCAAAUUUUGAAAACGGUCAAGUUCAGGCCGUCAAGGUCAAUGGCGAGAUCGCCUUUUCAUAUAAUGCUUCAGAUUCUUCUAACUUGACAUCUCAUAUACCCAUUCGUAUCAACAACUUCCCUGCCCUUGAGGUUAUCGGCCCCAACCGCAUUUUUGUUACAAACGAUACCCCUGAUCACUCGGAACAAUUUAAUUUGGACCUUUCACAUAUUCAUAAGACAUCAAUCGGCUUCUCGUACAGACUUCACGUAGAACAGGAGACUGCCGCCGCAGAGCACGUGCCAGUGUUACUCAACCCUGUAUGGAAGCCACAGGGGGAUAAAUUGGGGUUGCUACUUCAAUACAAGCUCAAUCCAACUUUCAAACUCGCCAGCGGAGGCUCAAGCGUGCUAGUACAUAACCUAGUACUCUUCGCCUCCUACGAGGGCAAGGCAUCAGGCGCCCAGACGAAGCCAUCUGGGACACACCUAAAAGACAAGCACCUCGUAUACUGGCGCCUCGGCGACGUCACCCUAUCUCCGGAUUCCGACUGGCAAAAGAUCGUGUGCCGAAUAGUAGGCGACCAGGGCGUCGAGCCCAAACCGGGUACCGUUGAGGCACGCUGGGAAGUCACACCGCCAUCAGACGCUGCCGAGAGUGCAAACGUAAUCUCAGUGUCUCGCUUUGAGGAGGGCAAAGGCAAGGAGGCCGAGCUUAACGAAGACGACCCGUUCGCCGACGAAUCUACCACCAACACCGAGGAAGGAAAAUGGGUUGACGUGCCCGCCGUCAGGAAACUCGUCAGCGGGAAGUACGAGGCAAGGUAGCUUCGUUUUAGCUCAGUUCCAACGCCGUAUCAUUAAUCCCAUCUAUAUAUAAAAAGGAGAGGAGCUUGACGAGGGAGAGAUGAGACGAGAGCGGGGGAAAGGAUAGUUGGCUUUUCGACGGUGGAACAAUAGGGAGAAAUUUUCUUGUCUGUCUUGUCUGAACGACGAUGAAAUGC